AUGCGUGGUCUGGAAGAAAACCACGAAGCAGAGAUGUCCCAGCUGGCUAAGGAGUUGGAUCACUCCAGGGCCCGAGCGAAUGAUCUCCAGAAAGCUCAAGAAGAACAACUUGAAGAAAACAUUCGCCUUUCCAAGGAGCGCGACGAAUGCAGCGAAGAGAUUGCCCGAAUGCGUGGUCUGGAAGAAAACCACGAAGCAGAGAUGUCCCAGCUGGCUAAGGAGUUGGAUCACUCCAGGGCCCGAGCGAAUGAUCUCCAGAAAGCUCAAGAAGAACAACUUGAAGAAAACAUUCGCCUUUCCAAGGAGCUUGAAAGUUUGCAGCCUGUUGGUAUCCCUUUGGUUAUGGUGCAUUAUUGGCUGCUCUAG
Messenger RNA from Cladocopium goreaui, 366 nucleotides. The record is from the annotation of a GenBank genome assembly. Lineage: Eukaryota; Dinophyceae; Suessiales; Symbiodiniaceae.